Messenger RNA from Eublepharis macularius, 5085 nucleotides. It is a transcript of the gene MMS19, whose product is annotated as MMS19 homolog, cytosolic iron-sulfur assembly component. The coding region runs from base 334 to 3408 and encodes 1024 amino acids. Gene Ontology annotation, biological process: iron-sulfur cluster assembly. Gene Ontology annotation, cellular component: MMXD complex; cytosolic [4Fe-4S] assembly targeting complex. The transcript is spliced from 31 exons. NCBI's taxonomy places the organism in Eukaryota, Metazoa, Chordata, Lepidosauria, Squamata, Eublepharidae. The record is from RefSeq and is a predicted model, not a curated record.
UCACACAUACUCUUUCUUGACACUGAAAUCUUUUGUGAUCAUUUCUCAUAUUGGGCAGAAAGCGGCUGUAGAAAACAAAAACAUGCUUACUUUUCGCAUUUCCAGUGAAAGCGAGGAUUUUAUCUAUGCCGGUAAAACCUCGACCCCUCUGCUUAUCUGGUUUAAACGCCUGUCCAGCGUUCUUACAGUCCCAUUGCCUGCCUUCCGUGGGCCACGCCUCUAUUUAGGUACCGUGCAUGUUGCUGCUCCUGCCCUCUGCCACCCUUAUCCCUUCACACGUGACGGAGGCGAUGCGCACGCGCAGUUUUCGCUCCCCCGUGCCGUUUCCAGAUUAUGAUGGCGGCUGGAGGGGCUGAUGUUGAUGCGGGCGCGCCUGGGUCUCGGCUACAGCCUUGGGAGCGGGAAAGCGCGGCGCAGGAAGCAGCGGAAGGAGUAAAAGCUGGGACCUGCACCAUCUUGGAUGUUGUGGAAACCUUGGGAUCCUCACUUGAGAAUGGAGACUCUCGAAUACGUGCACGGGGCCUUCAGAUGCUCUCUGAAGUCCUGCUACAAUGCUACUCCGUACUUCAAGAAAAAGAAGUGACCCACCUGGUCUUGUUCUCGGAGAAUCGACUGAAAGAUCAUCAUACUGUCAUUCCCUUUGUGCUGCAGGGACUCAAAGCUCUGAGUAUGUGUGCAGCACUGGCUCCAGGCCUGGCAGUGUCUGUUCUGAAAGCCAUCUUCCAGGAGGUUCAUGUCCAGUCUCUGCUGCAGUUGGAUCGCCAUACAGUCUACAGCAUCAUUACUAACUUCAUGAGCAGCCGAGAGACAGAGCUGAAGAGUCUGGGUGCUGAUUUCACCUUUGGGUUCAUUCAGGUGAUGGAUGGGGAGAAGGACCCUCGCAACCUGUUAGUUGCCUUUCAGAUUGUGCGAGACAUCAUUGUAAAGGGCUAUGCGCUUGGGCCCUUUGCAGAGGAGCUGUUUGAGGUGACAUCCUGCUACUUCCCUAUUGACUUUACCCCUCCUCCAAAUGAUCCUCAUGGGAUCCAGAGAGAAGACUUGAUCACCAGCCUGCGGGCAGUGCUAACCUCCACUCCUGCUUUUGCUGAGUUCCUGCUUCCACUUCUUAUUGAGAAAAUGGAUUCUGAUAUACAAAGUGCCAAGCUGGAUUCCCUACAGACACUGAAUGCUUGCUGCAUGAUCUAUGGGCAGAAAGAGCUGAAGGAUUUUCUACCUAGCCUCUGGUCAUCCUUGCGCAGAGAGGUGUUCCAGACAGCAAGCGAGAGGGUUGAAACAGAGGGUCUGUCUGCUUUGCGUGCUCUGUCAACAUGUCUGUCCCGCUCAGUGCUCAGCUCAGAUGAUGAGGACAUACUGGAGUCCUUCCUUAGAGGCAUUCUGCAGGAUUGCAGGCACCACCUAUGCGAGCCUGAUAUGAAGCUGGUUUGGCCAAGUGCAAAGCUGUUGCAGGCGGCUGCAGGGGCUUCCUUGCGGGCUUAUUACCGGAUCACGAGCAGCGUAUUCCCCUUACUGGUGGAGCAGUAUAAUAAGCAUUUGCAGAGUAGCCAGCGUAGGACAAUCUUGGAGGUGCUGCUUGGUUUUUUGGAGCUGCGACAAAAGUGGGACCCUGAGGAGGAAGACAAGAGUCCUCUGCUUUGUUCCAAAGGUGCUCUGUGCUCCAUGGUGUUUUCGGCACUUGUUGAGCCCAAUGUGCAGCUGCAGUUGGUUGGGAUCCGAGUUUUGACCUUUUUAGGAUUAUUACAAGGGCUACUGGAUCACCUAGAUGUGGCUAGACUUGUGGAUAGCCUUGCACAGUUCAUUCUUCAUGAGGAAGAUUCCCAGACCAGCUUGGCUGCCAUGGAGGCUGCAGGCACCCUGACUCCCUUCUAUCCAGAGAUCUUCAGCAGGUGCUUGGUUCGGAAGCUCUCAGAGGGUCUACACUCAGAAUUGCAGGAGGAAAGCUCUCAGUUCCAGCACGACCGUUGCCUGCAGGCCUUAGCAGCAGUGUCCACCCAUCCAAGUAUAAUGAAGGAAACGGUUCCAAUCCUUCUCCAGCAUCUCCAGAAGGUACCGAAAGGCAGCAUGCAAGCAGGUAUCCACUCCGUGGUGUCCGUGUGUCAGAGCUUGCAGCAGGUGGCAUUGCAGUGCAAGAAAAAUGCUCAGAAUUACUGGUACUUUCAUCAGGCUGUGGUGCCCUGCUUGAUGGGUUUAGCUGUGCAGGCUGCUAUGCAAGAAAACACCCACACAGUGCUAAGCCAAGUGCUGCUGAAAGAGGACUCCUUAUCUGCCAUGGUGCUGGUCAUCAGUGCUGCUUGUAUGUACUUAAGUCCAGAACUGGCUGCCCAGAGUGUCUCCAAAGUGGUGCCCCUCUUCCUAGAUGGAGAACUCUCUUUCCUGCCUGGAAACAGCUUUCCCAGCACUUUCCAGCCCUUCCAGGUGGGUUGGGAUGGGCAGCACCCAGUGGCAACCCAGAAAAAGCUUGUUGCUCUGCUCACGGCUUUCGUGUGCGCCUUACCAAGGAAUGUGCCAAUUCCCCAGCAGGACCGGUUACUACGAGAACUGCUAGCCCUGAGCUGCUCCUGUGAUUGUCCCUUCACUGCCACAGCUGCUGCCAAAUGCUUUGCAGGCUUGGUUAACAAGCACCCAGCAGGGCCUCAGUUAGAUGAGCUCUUGGGAGCAGCCAUGAACAAGUUGGAGGAAGGACUGAACGAGGGACCCCGUAGAAGCCAGGCUCUCACUCUGCUUCUGUGGGUGAGCAAGGCUCUGCUGUUGCGCUAUCACCCACUGGCCUCACGCCUGACGGACAAGUUGCUCGUGCUCUUGGGGGACACAGUCCUCGGUCCAGCAGCGGGCGACGGAUUUGCCUUGCUCAUGGCUGACUCCCCGGAUGUGCUAGGCAAGAGUUGCCAUGCUGAUGUGCGCCUCAUGUUCCGCCAGCGGUUCUUCACUGAGUGUGUGCCACAGCUGGUGCAAGGCUUCCACACAGCCUCCCCUGGUGUGAAAGCAAAUUACUUGAAAGGCCUCUCUCAUAUACUCAACCACCUUCCCAAGCCAGUGCUGGUGACAGAGCUGCCUACGCUGCUCCCCCUAUUGCUGGAAGCCCUGUCAUGUCUUGACCGUGUGGUCCAGCUCUCAACUUUGCACUGUCUACAGCCAUUGUUGCUUGAUGCACCCCUGGUGGUGAGUCUGCAUGUUGACACCCUUGUGGGCAAAUUCCUUGGCCUGACGGAGAGCCCAGCCAUGGCAAUUCGUAUUGCUGCCCUUCAGUGCCUCCAUGCACUUGCUUCCCUACCCACUCCAGUGGUGAUCCCCUACAAGCCACGGGUGAUCCGGGCACUGGCUAAACCUUUGGAUGACAAAAAGCGGCUGGUUCGGAAAGAAGCUGUGACAGCACGAGGAGAAUGGUUUCUACUCGGGACCCCUGGCAGGUGAAGGCUGGCUUUGCCAAUCCUGACUGGCAAUCUUGCCUGCCCCCUACUCCCCAUUAAGUCAUCUGCCCUGAUGUCCUGGGGCAGGGGCUAGCUUUCCCUGCAAAGCAGAGAGACCUGUGAGGAGGACUGUCCUUUUUUUGGCCUGACGGAGUCUGAGUCGCAACAUCUGCAACCAGCAGGAUGGAGCAGCUACCCACAGUUUCUGCUGCAGAGCAGUAGUGUGUGGCGGUGGCAAGACCAACAAAGCGCACUGUGUGGGGGGCCAGAAGAAUAAAUACACUUGUUUGCUAACAACCUUGGUGAAGAAGGUGCCUCUUAUAGGGGAAGGAAGAUGGAAGAGAAUGGCCUUCCUCUUGGUUACACUGCCUUCUUAAUGUAACCUCACAGGCAUAGUAGCAAAAGAGAAUUGUUUCUUCCCUUUCAUGUGAUGCUAGAACACAAAUGAACCCAUCCCUCUUCAGCUUUCAGGCCAAAUCUUACUUACAUAUGUAAGCCAGUGUCUUUUUUAAAAAAUCCAAUUAGGUUAUCCUAACAACACUAUUUUUUCUUUCCUUUGAAUUACUGGCUGGUAGUUGUUUUAAAUGGCUUCACAGGUGAAUGGUUUUAUGUGAUGAGUGGCAAGAGUUGGGCUUGGAGAUGUCCCAAGCUUACAGUUUGUUUGGCCAUCUUCUGUUAGACAAGUGGCAGAAUGUGUAAGCUGGCUAAAGAGACUUGGAGCCAGUGAGUCCUUCCAUCUGCAGACUCAGUUAACAAGAGCAAGACAAUACUGUAUAAAUGGUAAAAUCAGCAAUGGAUACUGAUAUUCUCUGCCACUGUCCUGGAUCCUGGUCUUUCUGGAUAAGUCUGUCAAAUCAGAAAGUAUUCUUUUGAGAAGCAUUGCAAGUGAAGACUUGCUUAAAAGAGGGAUGGGAUGUGGGAGGAUUAUUUUUCAAAAAAUGUUACUAGUGCUAGUCUGGAUUUUAUAUAUUACACAACAGACUUGAUAGGUACACAGGAAUACAUUUCUUCUUCCUUGAAAAAUAAAUUUAAGAAUACAGUAGAACUGCCUAAGUUGACUAUAACUGCAGCCUUGCCUGCUAGCUAGGUACAGGAGUGGUGUGGUGCUGACAGCUGUUAGCUGUUCCACCUCAGUAACGCAGUUCAUUCUUUUCAUAGUGAAGGUUCUGUGUUGAAUUCUGUCAUUUCCCAUUAAAGAUCCAGGGAAGUGGGGUUGGAAAAGAGCCCUCUGUCUGAGGAAUUAAAGAACUGCUGGUGGAGUAAAUAAUACUGACCUUGAUGAUUCCUUCAGUCUGUUUUAUAUACGAUCAAUAGCUUCCCCAAUCAAAAGCAGGUAAGAGAAUGACCUCUGAGCCAAAUAGAAUGGCAGAAGGGUGUCUCUGUUGAACUACACAAAUUCUGUGCUUGGAAUAAGGUAUGAAAGUUUUCAUUUGAAAGUAUUUGGACUAUUGUCAGAAUAUUCAAUAUUUAGAAUGUUUGUGAAGGAGAAGAGAGUGCAGUAGGAAGUCGCCCUGUAUGAGUCUUUCGCUUCAGUCACAGUAGCCAUAGUGAUUGCCUGUGUUUCAUAGCCCUUUAUUAGAUUGCUCUCCCUGUCUUGUUAAAUUAACGGGAAGGUGAUGAGUCUCAGAACUACUUAAUAUUUCUACAGUCAUAGAUGUGGGGUUACUAUGUAGGGGAGUUG